This is a messenger RNA of Penicillium cinerascens, 1794 nucleotides long. RefSeq lists its product as uncharacterized. Lineage: Eukaryota; Fungi; Ascomycota; Eurotiomycetes; Eurotiales; Aspergillaceae. Gene Ontology annotation, molecular function: transmembrane transporter activity. The record is from RefSeq and is a predicted model, not a curated record. Gene Ontology annotation, biological process: transmembrane transport. The transcript is spliced from 3 exons. Bases 1 to 1794 code for a protein of 597 amino acids.
AUGGCUAGCCUUAAGCCUACACCUACGACUGAUAUCCAUAAGGAUCCAGGACCCAUGGAAACGGAACGUCCUCAAACGGUUGACACGGAUAAUGACAAGCAGGAUGGUGUCCGGGUCGCGGAAGCCAUCACUUCUUCCUGGUCUAUGAAGUCACUAAUCUUUGUAUAUGCUUGCAUGUGGAUGUUAUACUUCAUCAACGGACUGAAUAGCAGUUUAACGGCGAACCUGUCGGCAUACAUAACGAGUGACUUUUCCGGACACUCGCUGUUAACUGUGAUCACCGUCGUCACGAGUGUGAUGAGUGCAGCAUGUUUAAUGCCUAUUGCCAAGGUCUUGAACCUAUGGGAUCGUACACUUGGCAUCUUUAUCAUGCUCGUGAUUGCCAUCAUGGGCCUGAUUAUGAUGGCCUGUUGCCACAAUAUCGCAACUUAUUGUGCUGCUCAGGUACGUUCUUAUAAGACCCUUCUCACUUCAUCACAAGGCCGCGACCAACAUGGCUUACUCGAUAUUCCUUCAAAGGCAUUCUACACAGUCGGCUUCACCGGUAUUAUCUUCUGUGUCGACGUCAUGACCUCCGACACAUCGUCGCUGCGCAACCGAGGUAUCGCUUUUGCCUUCACCUCAUCUCCCAAUGUCAUCACUGCAUUCGCCGGCGCACCUUUGUCAAAUCAAUUUCAUGAGACCAACUGGAAAUGGGCCUACGGCACCAUCUGCAUUAUCCUGCCUAUCGUCGCGCUUCCGUUGAUCGUCACCUGGGAACUUGCCAAGCGGAAAGCAGACAAAGAGGGACGAUUGCAAUACAAGCCUCGGAGUACCCGCACCUGGCGCCAGAGUGUUUGGUUCUACAUUGUUGAGUUUGAUGUCGGCGGUAUCUUUCUCAUGACUGGGGGUCUGAUCCUCUUCCUGGUCGCCUUCAACAUUGCGGGAAACACAACGGGUGAGUGGAAGUCGGCGAAGAUUAUUGCCAUGAUCGUCGUUGGAUUCUUCGUCCUUGUGGUCUUUGUUGUCUACGAGCAUUGGGGAGCACCCAAGCCCUUCAUCCCAUACCGUUUACUCACCAAUCGGACUGUUAUUGGUGCUUGUCUGCUGGAUAUUACAUACCAGGUCUCUUACUAUUGCUGGAGCAGUUACUUCACUUCCUAUCUGCAGGUUGUCUAUAACACCAGCCUUACUCAGGCAGGGUACAUCAGUGCCAUUUUCGACCUCAUGGAUCCCAUUUGGUUGAUUGGAUGCGGAUUUCUCAUGAGGGUCACCGGUCGGUUCAAGUGGUUGUUAAUGGGUGCACUCCCUCUCUACCUCCUUGCCAACGGAUUGAUGAUCUACUUCCGUUCACCCGGCCAUAGCUUUUGGUAUAUGUGCAUGUGUCAAAUUUUCAUGGCUGUCGGCGGUGGUACCUUCAUUCUCAUUGAGCAGGUUGCCGUUCUGGCCGCAUCCAACCAUGAAGAAUAUGCUGCUAUGUUGGCGUUGCUCAGCACAUUCGGUAACCUGGGUGGCGCCGUUGGCAGCAGUGUGUCGGGUGCAAUCUGGACCAAUACGCUUCCUGUGAAGCUGCGUGAAUACCUCCCAGCGGAUGUCAAGGACCAGUGGUCGGAUAUCUAUGAGUCGUUGGAUGUCCAAUUGAGCUAUCCCGUUGGAUCAGCUAUUCGCACAGCUAUCCAAAACGCCUACGCUUACAGUCAGCGUAAUAUGAUGAUCGCCGGUAUCGCAAUUAUGAGCCUUUCUAUUGCCUGGGUCUUGAUGAUGAAGAAUAUUAAAAUCAAGAAGAACCAGGAUGUGUCGCAAAUUCUGUUCUAG